AACUUACUCAUGUAACCAAAUACCACCUACUCCACAAAAACCCAUGGAAAUAAAAAUUUAAAAAAAGAAAAAUUAUUUCCCAACUUUUGGCUUCCUAGCACUGUGUUUGUAACUCUCUUCUAGAAUUUUCUCUUACUUUAUCUUCUGUUUUAAUCUUUUGUAUUCUAAUCUAAUCUAUGCAACAAAUCCUCAAGUUCUUUGGAGGCAGUGACUGUGUUUUACUCAUUUCAGUACUCUCUAAAGAGCAGACCACUGGGUCUGGAACCUAGAAGCACUCACAUAUUUUUUCAUAUGAAUUAUAAAGAAUAAGAAAAAGCAAAGAAUAAACUUGUUGAGGGUUAUGUACCGGCACUUAUAAUGGGUGCUUUCCCACAUGUUAUUUCAUUUAACCUUCACAACAUUUCUUCUAGAUAGCUAUUACUGUCCUCAUAUAACAGUUAAUGAAAUUGAGAUUGAUAGGUUACACUCAAAAAAAAAUCUCUUCCUUCCAAAGAAGAGUUUACAAUCUAAUAGGAGGUAUACUAUGUAUAUUAAUAAUAACAAAUGCAAUACAGGUAGUACAUAAAUAUACUGGUUCAAACAAGUUCAAAGGAAGUAAGAUUACGUGUAGUGCGAAUGAUUUGGGAAGAUUUUACAGAAAGGCCACACCUAAACUGAAUCAAUAUGGAUAGGAUACUGUCAAGAUAGAUGGAGAUAAUCAAGAGCAUUUUUAAAAGGCUAUAGUUUCAUUCUGACAGUUUUUCCUCUAAUCUCAGGCAAGCUCAGGCAAGUUCAUUCCCCAAUUAAACACUGGAAGACUAUAUUGAAAAGUUUUAUUUAAAAAAAGCAAUGAAAACAUAGAAUUUAAUUGGCAAAAAUUUAUAGCAAGUUUUUUAUUCAUAAUAUAAUAUAUAAGGCUUAAUAUUAAUAGAUAAUAUGUCUUGAGUACUUAAUAGGUGUCAGAAAUCUUUUAUGGAGUAUUUUCCAUGUAUUAUCUCAUUUAAUUCUUCCAACAUCCCAUAAUUAGUCUGAUAUCACAGAAAAGAAAUUAGGCCUAAAAAAGAGCCACACAACUCUUACAAAGAAUAACUUGAUUGUUGAGUGACCAAGGCAAGAAUCAGGUUUACAUGUAUCUGACUGCAGAGCCAGCUCACAAUGCUAUGAGUAGAACUUUCCCAAGCUAAGGAAGAUUUGUGUUCAAUCCAAAAAAGAAAGCUUAACUGGAGCAUAUUAAGUAUCAGUUAUCCACAUAUGAAGAACAUUCAGUGCUAUUUCAAGUCUGAAAUAAAUAUACAAGUAGUUAUUGCAAAAGAUAAAAAUAAAAUUCCCCUUAGCUGUUCUCAACCACUGUGCUUUUAUUACUCCCAGGAAGAAUAAAUAUAAACCCUUAAUAUGCUGUCACUCCUACUCAAUUCCCUUUAUCCUUUUUUAAUCUACUGUUUCCUGGUUCCUUUAAUUUCAGUUCCUCAUCCCUCCAGAUUAUGCUUCUUAAUAAACAAAUCCCAGGAUUUACAUCUCUAAUACUAUUUGAUGGUAACGAUAAAAGCUUCAAUUAAGCUUUCAAUGAUGAUCUCCCACUGCUAUGAUGGCAGCUACACAAUCCAAAAGAAUUAUUCAAUUCAUUGAAUACUUACUGACUCAGCUGUCUUGGAAAGUAUGAUAAAUGUGUUCAGCAUAAUCCCCUUUGAUACUUAACAACUAAAUCUUUAGAGUGAGUAAGAUAAGGAAGUUCGCUAAGAUAUUUCAGUAAUUUACUAUGCUAUCUUUAUGCAAAUAUUUUGGUCUUAAUGCAAAUCCUGAGUUAAGAGAUAUAUAAAUACCAUUUGUACAUUUCCAAAAGGUUUAUUAUACCAUGUGCAAAAAUGGUGUUCAGUCUGAAGGUGAUUCUCUUCCUAUCUUUGCUUCUCUUGCCUGUUUUGAAAAGCUCACGGGUAACUUUAAAUAACAACGGAUAUGAUGGCAUUGUCAUUGCAAUUAAUCCCAGUGUACCAGAAGAUGAAAAACUCAUUCAAAACAUAAAGGCAAUGGUAACUGAAGCUUCUGCUUAUCUGUUUUAUGCCACCAAACGAAGAGUUUUUUUCAGGAAUGUAAGCAUUUUAAUUCCAAUGACCUGGAAAUCAAAGCCUGAGUACUUAAUGCCAAAACAAGAAUCAUAUGACCAGGCAGAUGUCAUAGUUGCUGAGCCUUCCCUGAAAUAUGGAGAUGAUCCCUAUACACUUCAAUAUGGACAAUGUGGAGAAAAAGGAAAAUAUAUACAUUUUACUCCAAACUUCUUGUUGACUAAUAAUUUGCCUAUCUAUGGGACUCGAGGCAAAGUAUUUGUCCAUGAGUGGUCCCAUCUCCGGUGGGGAAUAUUUGAUGAGUAUAAUGAGGACCAGCCAUUCUAUAUUUCCAGAAGAAACACUAUUGAAGCAACAAGAUGUCCCACUCAUAUUACUGGUGCUAAUGUGGUUCUGAACUGCAAGAAGAGCAGAUGCAUAACACGACCAUGCAGACGUGACUCAAAGACGGGGCUGUAUGAAGCAAAUUGUACAUUUAUCCCAAACAGAUCCCAGACUGCCAAGGACUCCAUUAUGUUUAUGCAAAACCUUGAUUCUGUGACUGAAUUUUGUACUGAAGAAACACACAACACAGAAGCUCCAAACCUACAGAACAAAAUGUGCAAUCACAAAAGCACGUGGGAUAUAAUCAUGCGCUCUGAAGAUUUUCAGGAUUUAUCUCCCAUGACAGAAAUAAAGUCACCACCUCAUCCUACAUUUUCAUUGCUCAAGUCCAAACAGCGUGUAGUCUGUUUGGUACUUGAUAAAUCUGGAAGCAUGGCUGCAGAAGACCGUCUCUUUCGAAUGAAUCAAGCAGCAGAACUGUACUUGAUUCAAAUUAUUGAAAAAGGGUCCUUCGUUGGGAUGGUCACAUUUGACAGUCAUGCUCAAAUCCAAAAUAAUCUCAUAAAAAUAACUGAUGAUAACACUUAUCAAAUGAUCACUGCAAACCUGCCUCAAGAAGCUCGUGGUGGCACUUCAAUUUGCAAUGGACUUAAAGCAGGAUUUCAGGCAAUUUCCCAGAGUAACCAGAGUACUUUGGGUUCUGAAAUCAUAUUACUAACAGAUGGGGAAGAUGAUCAAAUAAGCUCAUGCUUCGAAGAGGUAAAACAAAGUGGUGCAAUCAUCCACACCAUUGCUCUGGGACCAUCUGCUGAGAAAGAACUGGAGACCCUGUCAAAUAUGACAAGAGGACAUCGUUUUUAUGCCCAUAAUGACAUAAAUGGCCUUAUUGAUGCUUUCAGCAGAAUUUCAUCUAGAAGUGGUAGCAUCUUUCAACAGGCUCUUCAGUUGGAAAGUAAAGCUUUGAAUAUCCCGGAGAAGAAAUGGGUAAAUGGUACAGUGCCUGUGGAUAGUACAGUUGGAAAUGAUACUUUUUUUGUUGUCACAUGGACAAUACAAAAGCCAGAAAUAAUUCUUCAAGGUCCAAAAGGGAAAAAAUUCACUACCUUGGAUUUCCAAGAAGAUAAACUAAAUAUUCGGUCUGCUCGUCUUCGAAUACCAGGUAUUGCAGAGACAGGCACUUGGACUUACAGCCUUCGAAAUAAUCACGCCCAAUCUCAGUUGCUAACUGUCACAAUGACCACUCGAGCAAGAAGCCCUACCACACUCCCAGUAAUUGCAACUGCUCACAUGAAUCGAAAUACAGCUCAUUACCCUAGCCCAAUGAUUGUUUAUGCACGAGUCAGUCAAGGGUUUCUGCCUGUUCUGGGAAUCAAUGUAACAGCCAUUAUAGAAAAUGAAGAUGGACGUCAAGUAACAUUGGAGCUCUGGGACAAUGGUGCAGGUGCUGACACUGUCAAGAAUGAUGGCAUCUACUCAAGAUAUUUUACAGAUUACCAUAGAAAUGGUAGAUACAGUUUAAAAGUGCAUGUCCAGGCAAGAAAAAACACAGCUAGGCUAAGUUUAAGACAACAACAGAAUAAAGCUCUGUACAUACCGGGCUAUGUUGAAAAUGGAAAAAUUAUACUGAACCCACCCAAACCUGAAGCCAAAGAUGAUGUGGCAGAAGCUCAAAUAGACGACUUCAGCAGACUCACCUCUGGAGAGUCAUUUAUUGUAUCAGGAGUACCGCCUAAUAGUAAUUCUUCUCAGGUGUUCCCACCUGGUAAAAUUGUAGACCUCGAGGCUAAGUUUCAAGGAGAUCAUAUUCAACUUUCAUGGACUGCCCCUGGCAAGGUCCUCGAUAAAGGAAGAGCUGACAGCUACAUCAUAAGAAUAAGUAAAUAUUUCCGGGACCUCCAACAAGAUUUUGAUAAAGCUGCUUUAAUAAAUACUUCUGGUCUGAUACCUAAGGAGGCUGGCUCAGUAGAAAAUUUUGGAUUUAAACCAGGAUAUUCUAAAAUAGAGAAUGGCACCACAUUCUAUAUUGCAAUUCAAGCCACCGGUGAAGCCAGUCUCACCUCAGAGGUUUCAAACAUUGCACAAGCAACUAAAUUCAUUCCUCCACCAAAACCCAGCAGUCCUGAUCUGGGUACCAAUAUUUCUGCCAUCAGUUUUGUAAUUUUUGGAUUAGCUGUGAUUUCAUAUAUAUUUUAAACUAGAAAUUAUAUUACAACUCAAAUUCAAGGUUAUACACAUUUGGUAAACAUUUAUUAGAAUUUACUAUACUUAUUGUCUAUUAUAAAGAUCAUUAUAAUGUAAAAGUUAAUGUGUAAAAGUUGUAAGUUUCCUAAUUACUUGAUUAACACUACUUGAGUUGUUAAAUAUUAAUCAAAAUGAGUAUACCAUUUUCUGUUUUUGAAUAAUCUAUUAAUUUUUAAUAUGAAAAGAUCCAUAUUUGUACUUGUAAGCAUUUUAAGAAACACUUUUAGAGUGUGCUACAAAUUCAUUUAGUAUACUAAUGUCAAAAUAUAUCUAAGCCAUUUGAAAAAUAUUUAUAUAUACAUAAUAGCAAAUAAUUUUAUAGAUUUAUUUGUAUCACAUUUUUUAUUAUGAAUACUUUAUGUUUACAUAAACUGUAAUCAAAAAGGACUAGUAGUAGUAGUAAGAAAGUCAAAUUUGUUUUUUAUUUAUUGAUUAUAAGUAGUGUAUUUGUUUUUUAUCAUUGAUUAAAAGGGAUUUUAGCCCUA
Molecule: messenger RNA, 5089 nt
Organism: Sapajus apella (tufted capuchin)
Lineage: Eukaryota; Metazoa; Chordata; Mammalia; Primates; Cebidae
Product: calcium-activated chloride channel regulator 1-like
Exons: 14
Coding region: 1842-4556 (904 amino acids)
Biological process (GO): chloride transport
Molecular function (GO): intracellularly calcium-gated chloride channel activity
Source: RefSeq, a predicted model, not a curated record